GUCACGUAGAGCGUCCAUUCUGGAUCUGUUGGACUGAACCACAUCGGAUUUCCCACAUUUCAACGCGAAACCUGGUUGUGAAAACACAUGUUGAUGGAGGACGUGCUCCAGGGAAAUGACAGACCAGGGCAAUAACAAUCAGAACAUCUCACAAAACCCCUUCGCAGCUCUCUUCAGUUCCCUCGCUGACGCAAAGCAGUUUGCAUCUGGCCAAAAGCAACGGCGUCAAGCUGAGCAACAAUCUGUAGAUUCAGGAGAGAGCCAGUCUGAGUCAGACAACUCUGUGUCUGACAGCAUCGAUGACAAUGAUGACUCGGUGGCUGAGAUCAGCCGAUCUUUCCGCUCACGACAGGAGCUCUGUGAGCAGCUCAACGUCAACCACAUGAUCCAGAGGAUUUUCCUCAUCACUCUGGACAACAGUGACCCCAGUCUAAGAGGUAGUAAUGGCAUCCCACCACGCUGUGUAUACCUUGAGGAAGUGGCUGCUGAUCUUGAUGGCCAGGACUGGCUUAACAUGGACACCAUAGAACAGGCUUUGUUCAGCAGGCUGCUUUUGCAGGAGCUGGGAAACCAUCUCAUUUACAUGACCUCCUGCAGUGUAGUGAAUCUCUCCGCAGAUCGUGAUGCAGGAGAGAAACGUGCCAUACCGUACCUUUACGCUUGCUACCGUAGAGCUAAAGAGGAGAUCACUAAAGUCCCAGAAAAGCUGUUAUCGUAUGCAGUGCACUGCAAAAAUUUGACUGUGUCCAAUGCCCGCACUGUUCUGCUGACCCCAGAGAUCUACAUCAGUCAGAACGUGUAUGAACAGCUUCUGGACCUGUUGCUGGAGGCUGUGAGAGGAGCACAGUUUGAGGAAGUUAUGGAGUUUUUGGAGGAGGUUAUAGCUAGUCUGUUGGCUGACCAAGAAGUGCGUACCUUCGGGGAGGUUAUGGCGCCAGUGUUUGAUAUUUUCCAAGGCCGGGUCAAAGACUUAGACCUUUGUCAGCUGCUGCUCUAUUCCUACCUGGAAAUUCUUCUGUACUUCAGUCGGCAAAAGGAUAUUUCUAAGGUUUUAAUGGAGCAUAUUCAGCCCAAAGAUCCUAACAGUGGGAUUCAGUAUCAGAAAACGCUUCUGGGAGCAAUCCUGAAUAUUUCUUGUCUGUUGAAAACCCCUGGUGUGGUUGAAAACCAUGGCUUUUUCCUCAAUCCUUCUCGUUCCAGCCCACAGGAAAUGAAGGUUCAAGAGUCAAAUAUACACCAGUUUAUGGGGCAGUUUCAUGAUAAGCUGUAUCAGAUCCUGAAAAACUUGCUUCAGCAGUCCAGCGAGACACGCCACCUGCUGCUCUCGUGGCUGGGUGGCUGCCUGCAGGCCAACAUGGGGCGGGCAAAAAUCUGGGCAAACCAGAUGCCCGAGAUAUUCUUCCAAAUGUUCGCUUCGGAUGCAUUCUUCUUAAAUCUGGGCGCUGCACUGCUCAAGCUCUGCCAACCGUUUUCUCGACCCUACUCGCCCAAACUCCUGACCUUUAACCCCACGUACUGCUUGCUUAAGGAGCUGAGUGAGGAAGAGCGGCGUAACAGAAACGUGCACGCAAGAGGUCUGGACAAGGAGACAUGUCUGAUACCUGUACCCCCUCAACAAACGGUUGAAUUUGCCCAAUCAUACAGCCUUCUCACAGAAAAUCUCAUCCUUACACAGCUUACCCUGUACCUGGGCUUCCAUAGACUUCAUGAUCAGAUGGUGAAGAUGAAUCAGUCUCUACACCGGCUGCAGGGGACGUGGCGGGACACGCAGCUCAGUGGAGGCGCAGCAGCAGCAGAGCUACGGGAACAGUUUGAACGCCUCAUGACAGUCUAUCUCUCAACCAAGGCUGCUACCACGCAGCUCGCCAUGCUACAAAGCUGCCUCAACCUCCAAGCCUCCUGUGCCGCCCUGCUGGUUCAGCUCAGCCUGGGCAACCAGGGGUCUGAGCACAUCCCUCUCAUCUUUCCUUUACCUGCACUAGAGAACAGCCUGCUAUGCUUUGUGCCAGAAUUCUUUGCCGAAAACAUGGGCGAUUUCUUCAUAUUCCUCCGCCGCUUUGCUGACAAGGUGUUGGAGUCCUCGGCGGAAAGCUUAGAACAUGUCCUGACCUUCAUCACUGUGUUCAUGGGCAACGUUGAUAGAAUGAAGAAUCCUCAUUUGCGGGCAAAGCUGGCAGAGGUUCUUGAAGCUGUGAUGCCCCAUAUGGAGACUCUGUCACCUGGCGCUGUCCAGCCUAUCAUGUUCCAGCGCCAAAGGGUGUUCAACACAUAUCGGCAUGCACCCCAACUUGCUGAAGCCCUCAUUACAGUGUUUGUGGAUAUAGAGUUCACUGGUGAUCCUCAUCAGUUUGAGCAGAAGUUUAAUUACAGACGACCAAUGUAUGCCAUUCUGAAGUACAUGUGGGGAGAAGAGAGCUACAGGGAGAGCAUUAAGCGUCUUGCCGAUUAUGCAUCUGAAAAUCUUGAAGCCAUGAAUCCACCACUCUUCCUGAGGUUUCUCAAUCUCCUCAUGAAUGAUGCCAUCUUCUUACUUGACGAGGCUAUACAGUAUUUAAGUAAGAUCAAAAUCCUCCAGCUGGAGAGGGAUCGGGGGGAGUGGGACAGUCUGGCCCCUGACGCCCGCAGAGAGAAAGAAUCUAGUCUGCAGAUGUUUGGACAGCUGGGUCGCUUCCACAACAUCAUGUCAAAUGAGACCAUUGGCACCUUGGCUUUCCUCACAUCUGAGAUAAAAGGUCUUUUUGUUCAUCCCUUUCUUGCUGAGAGGAUCAUCUCCAUGCUCAACUACUUUUUACAGCACCUGGUAGGCCCCAAGAUGGGCGCCCUAAAGGUGAAAGACUUCAGUGAAUUCGACUUCAAACCCCAGCAGCUAGUGUCGGACAUCUGUACUAUUUACCUAAACCUGGGAGAUGAAGAAAAUUUCUGCGCCACUGUCCCAAAAGAUGGAAGGUCAUAUUCACCCACUCUGUUCUGCCAAACUGUCCGCGUACUCAAGAAAAUCAACAAGCCUGGCGACAUGAUUGUAUCUUUCAGUCUUUUAGCAGAUAAAAUUAAGUCACUUGCAGACAGGCAUCAGCAAGAAGAGGAGACCUUCUCUGAUGCUCCGGAUGAAUUUCUGGAUCCCAUCAUGUCUACGUUGAUGCUUGAUCCGGUGCUGCUACCUUCUUCGAACGUUACAGUGGACCGUACAACAAUAGCACGACACUUACUAAGUGACCAGACAGACCCUUUCAACCGCAGUCCGCUCACCAUGGACCAGAUCAGGCCCAAUGAAGAGCUCAGGCAACAGAUCAUGAAGUGGCUUGCUGAUCAUAAGCAAAGCAACCAGCAAAUGGGACCCAGUGGCUAAACCGCAUCACUCCCUUGAGUCCCUUCCCCCAGCACCCAGGCAUGCUCUGUAUGACUAAGCCAUUCAGAUGUUUCUGGCCUCUCUCAUACCGCUUUGAAACAAGAACAUUUAACCACAUUCGGAGGAGCACGCCUGCAUUCAUGCUGUUAAUGUGCUCCUCAAAGGUCAAAUGCAGAUCUCCAGUGAGAUGCCAUAUCACUGUAGCAUAUUCGGCUAUCUGUUCUUUCAAACUCCCCAGAGGUCUGAGGUCUCCGCAGACAGAACUCAAUAACCGGAGUCACUUUUUCUGUUACAUUUUGCCUUGCAAAGAUGUUCACUGUGGGAAAUGAAACUCGGGCUUAUAGACAGAUGACAGCAUACAUGAGGUUUGCUUACCCAACCCUCUACGGACACCUUGGCAAUUGAAU
Molecule: messenger RNA, 3753 nt
Organism: Sinocyclocheilus rhinocerous
Lineage: Eukaryota; Metazoa; Chordata; Actinopteri; Cypriniformes; Cyprinidae
Product: ubiquitin conjugation factor E4 A-like
Exons: 20
Coding region: 116-3346 (1076 amino acids)
Biological process (GO): ERAD pathway; ubiquitin-dependent protein catabolic process; protein polyubiquitination
Cellular component (GO): ubiquitin ligase complex; nucleus; cytoplasm
Molecular function (GO): ubiquitin-ubiquitin ligase activity
Source: RefSeq, a predicted model, not a curated record